Molecule: messenger RNA, 2910 nt
Organism: Penicillium oxalicum
Lineage: Eukaryota; Fungi; Ascomycota; Eurotiomycetes; Eurotiales; Aspergillaceae
Product: mRNA transport regulator MTR10
Exons: 7
Coding region: 1-2910 (969 amino acids)
Biological process (GO): protein import into nucleus
Cellular component (GO): cytoplasm; nuclear membrane
Molecular function (GO): small GTPase binding
Source: RefSeq, a predicted model, not a curated record
AUGGCCAGCAAGGAUGGUGGGCAGGCAUUCGCCCCGGUCCUGGCGGCCGUCGCAACCAUGCAAGGGAAUGUGCCUAGGUCCGAAAAGGCCCAGGCGCACGAAUUCUUAGAGAAGUUCCAAAAAUCGGUCGAGGCAUGGACAACUACGCACGCUCUAUUACAAUCCCCUGACGUUCCGGUGGAAGCCAAGUUAUUCGCUGCGACUACAUUGAAAGGAAAGAUCGUUUUCGAUUUAGACCAAUUGCCGCCAGAUUCUGUGGUCGCUCUACGAGACUCUGUCCUGAAUCUUCUUGUUGCUUUUGCCUCGGGCCCGCGACCAAUUCAAACCCAGCUAUGCGUGUGUCUUGCGAGCUUAGCGAUUCAGAUGCUCGGCUGGAAGGAUGUUCUGGCCACGGUGGGGUCGGCCCUGGGCAGCAGUGCGGGGGAUUGUGUCUUGGAAUUUUUAAAAAUCUUACCAGAGGAAGUCACAGAGGGACGGAAAAUCAACCUUGGCGAGGACGAACUGAUCGAGCGCACGAAAGAACUUCUGGAAGAUAAUGCCGAGCAGGUGAUGCAGUUGUUGAUUCAGUAUGCUCAAUCAUCACCUGCCGCCGCCACAAAUCCCCGCCUUCUCGAUUGUAUCACUUCUUGGCUUCGUGAAAUCCCGGCCGCCCAAGUCAUCGAUUCCCCCUUGAUGGACGUGAUUAUCAAGGCUCUGGACAAUGAUAGCUCAUUCGACGCCGGUGUGGAUUGUAUGUGCACGUUGUACAGGGACACCAAAGAUGUUCACGAGUCGCUGCCGAUCAUUCAAGCCCUUUAUCCGCGACUGAUGGCACUCCGGCCCAAGAUUGCCGAAACCGCAGAGACAGAGGACUUGGAAGCGUUCAAGGGCAUCACACGGAUGUUUGCCGAGGCCGGCGAGGCUUGGGUUGUUCUCAUUGCUCGCAUGCCUGCCGAAUUUAGAGGUCUGGUGGAAGCGAUCCUCGAAUGUUGCGCCAGGGACUGGGAACGCGAGGCCAUCUCUAUCACGUUCAUCUUUUGGUAUGAACUCAAGCAGUCGCUGACUAUUGAGCGGUACAACGAUGCUCGUGUGAACUAUGAAGACAUCUGGUCGCAGUUGAUGGACAUUAUGGUCAAGCAUCUCGAAUUCCCGACGCCGGAGGAAGGCGAGACUGACCUCUUUGGUGGUGAUCGAGAGCAGGAGGAAAAGUUCCGUCAGUUCCGCCAUGCGAUGGGGGAUGUGCUCAAAGAUUGCUGCUCUGUCAUCGGCGUGACCGACUGUCUCGGCAAAAUCUAUCAUUUGAUCCAGCAGUGGGUAGGCAAAUAUGCCUCGCAGGCGACCAAUGAGCACGUUCCUCACUGGCAGGAGCUCGAGGCGCCCCUUUUCGGUCUCCGUGCGAUGGGACGGAUGGUUGAUCCUGUUGAGACUACUGUUCUGGGUCAACUGAUUCCCUUGAUCGUCCAAAUCCCUGAGCAAGAGAAAAUUCGCUUCCAAGCCAUCAUGGCUCUCGCACGCUACACCGAGUGGACAUCUAUGCACCCGGAGACAUUGGAAGCCCAGCUAAACUACGUCAUCUCGGGCUUCCAGCAUCCAUCUGCGGAGGUGGUGCAGGCGGCUGCUUUGGCGUUCAAGUUCUUAGGAACUGAUUGCCAAAAGCUACUCGGUGGUCACAUCAACCAGCUUCAUACAUUCUUCGAGUCGGUGCUGGACAAGUUGAAGCCCAGCAGCCAAGAGGAAGUGACCGAGGGCGUGGCGGCCGUAGUAUCUGUGCAGCCCCUGGAGAAGAUUUACGACUCGAUGAAGAUGUUCUGCGAUCCCAUCAUGCAACGAAUCAUGAAUUUGGCUAACAAUGCCCAAGACGAGGAAGGACAACGUGCAGUGGCCGAUCAUCUUGGAUUGAUAUCAAUUUUCGUCCAGGUAGUCACACCUAUCGUCGCUCCUGGCGAAGAGAAUCCAGCCGUGAAGUAUUGUGGUGAGAUUUUGCCUAUCAUGACCACUAUAGUCAUGAAUUUCACCUCCUCGACCCCGAUUCUCGAGCGAGUCUGCCGCUGCUGGCGAAAUAUGAUCAUUUCCUACCGCACGGCAAUGAUCCCUCUCUUGCCUACCCUUGCCGAGAGCAUUGCAAAUGGAUUCCAGGCCUCUCGCGAGGGCGGUUUCCUGUGGGCUACCGACGCUGUCGUACGAGAGUUCUCUCAUGGUGCCGAAUAUGUUGAUGAGGCUACCAGCAACGCCGUGUUCCACUUUUACGAGCAACAAGCAACUGCCUUCCUCCGUAUUAUGAACGACUUGCCGCCAGAAAAUUUGCCCGAUGUCAUCGAAGACUUCUUCCGGCUCUCUUCUGAUGCUGUUCGAUAUUACCCUAAGAAGUGCAUCUCCUCAGAGCUGGCUGUGCCCAUCUUUUCAGCGGCUCUCAGCGCCCUCACCCUUCAACAGGUCGAUCCUCUCAUCGCCACCCUCCACUAUUACCGGGAUCUCUUCAGCUUUGCCUUUGAGAAGCCCCUGGUCUCGGAAUUCACCAGUCCGGAUGAGGAACCAUAUGUCAAUCCUCCGGAGGUACGGGAAGCGGUUAAGAAUCUCAUUGCCUCGCAGGGCCAACUGCUCUCUCAACGUGUCCUGGCCGGCAUGAUCUUUACAUUCCCCGGUGAUUGUUUCCCAGAUGCCUCUGCCAUCAUGAUGACCAUGUUCGAACUGCUUCCUCACGAGACAGGGGCCUGGCUUCAAAACACGCUGCAAAUGCUUCCGCCUGGAUCGAUGAAGCCCGCGGAGGCCGAACGUUUGAUGAAGAACAUUGCCGAAAAAGUGCAAACCGGUGAAAUUCGAAAGAUUCGUGUUCUGCUGCAAGAUUUCACCAACUCAUACCGCCGUCGUAAUGUCGCACCUCGCGACGGACUUGGUCGCUUGGAAGCCACGCGCUUCCGUUUCAGCGGAUGA